This is a messenger RNA of Ailuropoda melanoleuca (giant panda), 5509 nucleotides long. RefSeq names its product collagen type XVII alpha 1 chain (gene COL17A1). The coding region runs from base 211 to 4647 and encodes 1478 amino acids. NCBI's taxonomy places the organism in Eukaryota, Metazoa, Chordata, Mammalia, Carnivora, Ursidae. The transcript has 56 exons. Gene Ontology annotation, biological process: extracellular matrix organization. The record is from RefSeq and is a predicted model, not a curated record. Gene Ontology annotation, molecular function: extracellular matrix structural constituent conferring tensile strength.
CAAAGAACUGAAAGAAACAAGGGGGAGCGCAGGAGAAGUGAACAUUUUUGAAAGAUCAGUCAGCUCUAACACACCUGGGCUGGGUCUGGAUAAAAAAAGUGGGACCUGCAAACGUCUUGGAGAAAAAUAUCAGGAGGAGAAAGACAGAGAGGGGGGUUUAUUCAAAGUUGUUUCCAGUCCCUUCCAAAUCUCAAAGAAGGUGGCUAUGGUAUGGAUGUAACCAAGAAAAACAAACGAGAUGGCACCGAGGUCACUGAAAGAAUUAUCACGGAAACAGUAACUACAAGACUUACAUCUUUACCGCCAAAAGGGGGAACCAGCAACGGCUAUGCUAAAACAGGCUCUCUUGGUGGAGGGAGCCGGCUGGAGAAGCACAGCCUGACCCAUGGCAGCAGUGGGUACAUAAACUCGAGUGGGAGCACUCGAGGCAACGCCUCCACGUCCAGUUACAGGAGGGCUCACUCCCCUGCCUCCACUCUGCCCAACUCACCGGGCUCCACCUUUGAAAGGAAAACUCACAUCACCCGCCACGGAACAUACGAAGGGAGCUCCAGUGGCAACUCUUCUCCGGAGUACCCUCGGAAGGAGUUCGCAUCUUCUUCAACUAGAGGAAGGAGCCAAACACGAGAAAGUGAAAUCCGAGUCCGACUGCAGAGCGCGUCCCCUUCUACCCGAUGGACGGAAUUGGAUGAUGUUAAGCGUCUGCUCAAGGGGAGCCGCUCAGCCAGCGUGAGCCCCACCCGGAACUCCUCCAACACCCUCCCCAUCCCCAAGAAAGGCAUGGUGGAGACCAAAAUGGUGACGGCCAGCUCCCAGUCGGUGUCCGGCACCUAUGAUGCCACCAUCUUGGACGCCAACCUUCCCUCCCACAUGUGGUCUUCCACCUUGCCGGCCGGGUCCUCCAUGGGGACCUAUCACAACAACGUGACAACCCAGAGCUCGUCCCUCCUCAACACCAACGCCUAUUCUGCAGGAUCCGUCUUCGGAGUUCCAAACAACAUGGCAUCCUGCUCUCCCACGCUGCACCCCGGGGUCAGCACCUGCUCCUCAGUGUUCGGCGUGCAGAACAACCUGGCACCCAGCUCAUCCACCCUGUCCCACAGCACGGCCACCGCCUCCGCAGCGUAUGGUGUGAAGAAGAACCUGCCCCAGAGCCCCGCCGCCGUGAGCACUGGCGUGUCCACCUCUGCGGCCUGUACCACAAAUGUCCAGAGUGAUGAUCUCCUGCACAAGGACUGCAAAUUCCUGAUCCUGGAGAAAGACAACACGCCGGCCAAGAAGGAGAUGGAACUGCUGAUCAUGACCAAGGACAGCGGGAAGGUCUUCACUGCUUCCCCGGCCAGCAUCACUGCAACUUCUUUUUCAGAUGAUACCCUCAAGAAGGAAAAGCAAGCUGCCUACACUACGGACACGUGCCUGGUGUCAGAAGCUAACGGAGAUGUGAAGACUGUGUCCACCAAGGGCAAGGCCGCCUCUGCAGAAAUCCACAACUACAAGCACCGGGGCGUUGGCGGUGUAGGCGGCAGCGGCGGCGGCGGGGGCGGCGGGGGCCCGUGGGGGGCGGCGCCAGCUUGGUGCCCCUGCGGCUCCUGCUGCAGCUGGUGGAAGUGGCUGCUGGGCCUGCUGCUCACCUGGCUGCUGCUCCUGGGGCUGCUCUUUGGCCUCAUCGCUCUAGCGGAGGAAGUACGGGCGCUGAAAGCGCGGGUGGCCGCGCUGGAGCAGAGCCGGGGCGGCGUGCUGCUUUACAAGGACACGGUGGAGCGCGCCAGCAAGGACCGGCUGCAGGGCGCUGCCCCGGGCGCGGGAGCAGGCGCGGGGAAGCUGGGGCUGGACGGCCACAGUCAGGAGGAACUCUGGCUGUUCGUGAGGGACAGGCUGAUGGCAGAACAAGAAAGCGGAAAUCUCCGAGGAAGCCCCGGCCCGAAAGGUGACAUGGGAAGUCAAGGCCCUAAAGGUGACCGAGGUCUCCCUGGGACUCCAGGCAUCCCUGGGCUCUUGGGCCACCCGGGUCCGGAAGGACCAAAGGGACAAAAAGGCAGUGUGGGAGAGCCGGGCAUGGAGGGACCCAUGGGCCAGAGAGGGCGAGAAGGUCCCAUGGGACCUCGCGGUGAACCAGGGCCUCCUGGGUUUGGAGAGAAAGGAGACAGAGGGGCUGCUGGUGAACCCGGUGUUCAGGGCCCACCCGGCGUCCCAGGUUCUGUGGGUCCCAAAGGUUCCAGUGGUUCUCCUGGCCCACGGGGUCUCCCAGGCCCUAUAGGUUCCCAAGGGCUCCGAGGUGAAGUUGGACUCCCUGGUAUCAAAGGUGACAAAGGCCCUCUGGGGUCACCAGGACCCAAAGGUGACCAGGGAGAGAAAGGACCCCGAGGCCUCACAGGUGAGCCGGGCAUGAGAGGCUUGCCUGGUGCUGUGGGUGAGCCUGGAGCUAAAGGAUCAGUAGGACCCGCUGGCCCCGACGGACACCAGGGUCCAAGAGGUGAACAAGGUCUGAUGGGGAUGCCUGGAACCCGCGGCCCGCAAGGGCCUUCUGGAGACCCAGGAAAGCCAGGUCUCACAGGACCUCAGGGACCUCAGGGACUUCCUGGCAGCCCCGGCCGCCCAGGAGUUAAAGGUGAACCCGGAGCUCCAGGCAGGAUCAUGACUUCAGAGGGGUCAUCAACGAUCACUGUCCCAGGCCCCCCGGGGCCUCCUGGAGCCAUGGGACCACCGGGCCCUCCAGGUGCCCCAGGUCCUGUGGGUCCAGCUGGUCUCCCUGGACAGCAAGGCCCACGCGGGGAGCGAGGACUUGCUGGAGAAUCAUUCAUGGGCAGCAGCAGCUCCAUCUCUGAGUUCCUCUCUGCCCAAGGUCUUGAUUUACGAGGUCCCCCAGGCCCACCUGGACCACCUGGGCCUCCAGGAGAAGGCCUGCCAGGCCCACCAGGCCCACCGGGAUCUUUCCUGACCAACUCAGAGACCUUCUUCUCUGGCCCCCCUGGCCCCCCAGGCCCCAAGGGAGACCCAGGCCCCCCAGGCCCCCGAGGACACCAAGGCGAGCAAGGCCUCCCAGGGUUCUCUGCCUCAGGUUCCGGUUCUCUCGGACUCAACCUGCAGGGACCACCUGGCCCCCAGGGACCCAAAGGGGACAAAGGUGAUCCUGGGGUCCCAGGGGCUCCUGGCAUUCCUGGUGGUCUUUCUCAAGGGGGAUCAUCAUCGAGCACCAUGUUCAUGCCGGGCCCCCCAGGCCCCCCAGGCCCCCCAGGCCCUCCAGGCUCCAUCAGCAGCUCUGGCCGGGAGAUCCAGCAGUACAUCUCUGAGUAUAUGCAGAGCGACAGCAUUCGGUCCUAUCUCUCUGGAGUUCAGGGUCCCCCUGGACCACCCGGUCCCCCAGGACCUGUCACCACCAUCGCGGGGGAGACUUUCGACUAUUCAGAGCUGGCAAGCCGCGUCGGGAGCUACUUACAGACCUCGGGGUACAGCAUCAGCUCCUCCAUCUCUUCUGAGGACAUCGUGGCUGUGCUGAAGCGGGAUGACGUGAGACAGUACCUGCGUCAGUAUGUGAUUGGAGAUUGGUCCCUCCAGUCUUUGGACUACGCGGAGCUGAGCAGUCGCAUUCUCAGCUACAUGUCCAGCUCUGGAAUCAGCAUUGGGCUUCCUGGCCCCCCGGGACCCCCUGGCUUGCCAGGGACAUCCUACGAGGAGCUCCUCUCCUUGCUUCAGGGGUCUGAAUACAGAGGCAUCAUUGGGCCCCCAGGUCCCCCUGGGCCCCCAGGUAUCCCAGGCAACGUGUGGUCCAGCAUUAGCGUGGAGGACCUCUCUUCCUACCUGCACACUGCAGGCGUGUCGUCUAUCCCCGGCCCUCCGGGCCCUCCUGGUCCUCCAGGCCCUCGAGGGCCUCCGGGUGUCUCGGGAGCUCUAGCAACCUAUGCAGCCGAAAACAGUGACAGCUUCCGGAGUGAACUGAUCAGCUACCUCACAAGCCCAGAUGUGCGGAGCUUCAUCGUGGGCCCACCAGGCCCUCCAGGGCCCCAGGGGCCGCCCGGGGACAGCCGCCUCGUGUCCAUGGAUGGCUCCUACAGCCGGGGCAGCAGGUCCUCCUCUCACAGCGCGUCGGUCAGUCGGGACUCCUCCUACAGCUCUUCCAUGGGCAUAGGAGGAUCCAGUGGAGGCUCCCUUGGUGAAGGGGGGGCCUUUGGCCUGGACAUGGGCCUGGGCCGAGGCUACGGGGGAGCAGCAGAAGGUGGCAUGUACGGUGGUGAAGGUGGACCGUUCGGGGCUGGCUUUGCCGGAGGUCUAGACUACAACGAGCUGGCUGUUCGGGUGUCUGAGAGCUUGCAGCGUCAGGGCCUGCUGCAAGGGAUGGCCUACACUGUCCAGGGCCCACCGGGCCGGCCAGGGCCCCAGGGCCCCCCCGGCAUCAGCAAGGUCUUCUCUGCCUACAGCAACGUGACUGAGGACCUCAUGGACUUUUUCCGAACUUAUGGAGCCAUUCCAGGCCCCCCUGGGCAGAAAGGAGAGGUGGGCACCCCAGGACCCAAAGGUGAGAGGGGACCCACAGGACCACCAGGUCGGCCUGGGCCACCCGGCCCUCGAGGGCACAAAGGAGAAAAAGGAGACAAAGGUGACCAAGUCUAUGCAGGGCGGAGAAAGAGAAGCAUCGCCCUCAAGCCAUGAGUGUGGAGCAACAGCCUCUGGCACCAGUUCUUGCAAGGCUUACGGCCUCCUGUCAAAAUCUCUCCAGAGGGCGGAAGGAAGCUGGAGGCUCACUUCCUACCGAGACAGCACAGCCACACAGUGAAACGGAACACCUGUUUUAGUCUGGAACAGUCUCUAUACAGAUGUAUCAUCCAGCUGAAGCUACACAACCUGAACCGCUCCCCAGGGCGACGCUACGGCAGCUGCAGCUGCAGGACACGACUGGCAGCUCUGCUAGCUCGCCCUGAGCCCCUUGGCUGCUUCAGCUCGUAGCUCUAGCCCCAACCCAGGAAAGCCAGUCCCAUACAAGUUGGCUUAGGAGUGUUUGAGCUUUGCCUAAGAAUGAGCCAGAAAAGGGAAGACGGGGAUAGGGUGUGUUCUGGUGAUCACUGUAAGGCUGUGCUGUCUGCUCCUUCCUCCCUGUUUGUUCUGCAUUCUCUAGUCAUAGAAAGGACUUGGCUAAGAAGCAACUCUUGCAACUGAAAAAAUUAAGAAAUUCACUUCCCCUGAAGGUGGUAACAGGGUUUCUAAUAGUCAUUUCUCACCAUAUAUCCUAUUCCCACUUGCUUAGAAAGUCUGGCUGAUUGUAGCUAUGGUCUAUUUCUACAGGGGUAUGCUAGCAUUUAGAGAGGGGUUCUACUGAACUAGACCACAGCAAGGGGGAGAAGAAGGGCAGUUGGGAAGGAGGGAAAAUAGAAAACUCGAUGCUGGGAAAUGGCACGGGGCACUGGGCACAGUUGGUUUUAAGCACUUUGCGGUAUCUAAAACAUGUAUGUGGUCUGUUAGAUGAAAAGUCAUUUCAAUUGCAAAAUUUCCAAUUAAAGUUUUUUUCUUAAUAUUA